AGAUGACAGAUCCUUCCACAUCGGUGCUUUUGCGCAGAUUCUCCUUUUUACACGUGAACGUGUUCGUAACUACCGGCUGGAACGGUAAAAUUCCGAAAAUUCCCAAUUAUGGCUGAUGCAACCGGUGAAAAAUUGUCCAAGAAUGAAUUAAAGAGGAGGCAGAAAGCCGAGCAAAAGGCUAAGGAGAAAGCAGAAAAGGCUGCACAACAACCCCCAGUAGCGCAAAAGGCCAAAGAAAAGAAACCUUCUGAGGAUGAUAUCAGCCCAAAUGAAUAUUUCAAACUAAGAAGCACUGCAGUGGCAAACCUUAAAGCUCUCGGUGGUGAACAUUUCCCAUACCCACACAAAUUCCAUGUGUCUACUUCACUGGAGGCCUUCAUUGAAAAGUACCAAAACUUGCAAGAUGGUGAGGUGAAAGAAAAUGAUCAACUGAGUGUUGCUGGCAGAGUUCAUGCCAUUCGUGAGUCUGGUGCCAAGCUGAUAUUCUAUGAUUUAAGAGGUGAAGGCACUAAACUCCAGGUAAUGGCCACUGCCAAGCAUUAUGAAAGUGAAGAAAAGUUUGUUGAAGACACAGACAAAAUCAGAAGGGGUGACAUUAUUGGUGUUGAAGGUGUACCAACCAAAACCAAAAAGGGAGAGCUCUCCAUAAUGCCAAAGAAGAUCAAACUGUUGUCUCCAUGUUUGCACAUGUUGCCUCAUUUGCACUUUGGCCUCAAAGACAAAGAAACAAGAUUCAGGCAAAGGCAUCUGGAUUUGAUCCUGAACAAUAGAGUGAGAAAAGUGUUUGAAAUCAGAGCCAAGAUCAUUUCAUAUGUGAGGAAGUUCUUUGAUGAAAUGGGCUUUCUGGAAGUGGAGACCCCAAUGAUGAACAUGAUUGCUGGUGGUGCCACUGCCAAGCCAUUUAUCACACAUCACAAUGACUUGAACAUGGAUCUAUACAUGAGAAUUGCCCCAGAAUUAUACUUGAAAAUGCUGGUUGUUGGUGGCUUGGAUAGAGUGUAUGAAAUUGGCAGGCAGUUCAGGAAUGAAGGUAUUGAUCUCACACACAACCCUGAGUUUACAACUUGUGAAUUCUAUAUGGCUUAUGCUGAUUACAAUGAUGUUAUGAUUAUUACUGAAAGUCUCCUGUCUGGUAUGGUUAAAAGCAUCCAUGGCACAUACAAAAUUAAAUACCAUCCAGAGGGUCCUGAAGGAGAGGAAGUAGAAAUUGAUUUUACACCACCAUUCAAGAGGAUUCCUAUGAUCCCAACAUUGGAAAAGGAACUGAAUGUCAAGUUCCCACCAGCAGCUGAACUGCACACUCCUGAGGCCAACAAAUUCUUGGAUGACUUGUGUACUAAGCACAAUGUAGAAUGUCCAGCUCCCAGAACUACAGCCAGGCUGUUAGACAAAUUGGUUGGAGAUUAUAUUGAAGAGAAGUGCAUCAACCCAGCUUUCAUAACUGAACAUCCACAGAUUAUGAGUCCUUUGGCCAAAUAUCACAGGUCCACUCCUGGUCUUACAGAACGUUUUGAGUUGUUUGUAAUGAAGAAAGAAGUUUGUAAUGCAUACACAGAGUUGAAUGAUCCUGCAGUUCAAAGACAAAUGUUUGAUCAACAAGCAGCAGCCAAAGCAGCUGGAGAUGAUGAAGCCCAACUGGUGGAUGAGACAUUCUGUAAUGCUUUGGAAUAUGGUUUGCCACCCACUGGUGGUUGGGGUUUGGGAAUUGAUAGGUUGACAAUGUUCUUAACUGACAACAACAACAUUAAAGAAGUGCUGCUCUUCCCUGCAAUGAAGCCAGAUGAUCCAAACAAGGGACAGAAGGAACAAGAUGAUAAAGAGUCUAAGGAAGCCAGUUAAUACUAGUAUUUGUAUGGGCUAUUUAAUUUUAUAUUUUGGUGAAGACCACCAUAAAUAAAUUAUUACAAUAAAUUAUAA
Aethina tumida (small hive beetle) is the source of this 1917-nucleotide messenger RNA. RefSeq names its product lysine--tRNA ligase. The record is from RefSeq and is a predicted model, not a curated record. Gene Ontology annotation, molecular function: ATP binding; tRNA binding; lysine-tRNA ligase activity. Gene Ontology annotation, biological process: lysyl-tRNA aminoacylation. The transcript has 3 exons. Gene Ontology annotation, cellular component: aminoacyl-tRNA synthetase multienzyme complex; cytosol; cytoplasm. NCBI's taxonomy places the organism in Eukaryota, Metazoa, Arthropoda, Insecta, Coleoptera, Nitidulidae. The coding region runs from base 109 to 1839 and encodes 576 amino acids.